This is a messenger RNA of Closterium sp. NIES-65, 2655 nucleotides long. NCBI's taxonomy places the organism in Eukaryota, Viridiplantae, Streptophyta, Zygnematophyceae, Desmidiales, Closteriaceae. The record is from the annotation of a GenBank genome assembly.
AUGGCUACCCCUAGUGUCCUAGCUUUUGACGCUGAGGGUCGUGCCAUUGACUUUGAGGUUUGGCUCGACGACCUGCAGCUGUUCUUACAAUGCGAUAGGGCAGACAGUCUUUCUCUCUUUGACCUCACCUCUGGCGUCGUCCCUGCCCCUGCUGCUGAUGCUGACGCCACUGUUCGCUCACAGUGGGCCACGCGCGAUGCUGCUGCACGUCUUGCUGUGCGUCGCCACCUGCCUACCGGUGAGCUCGCGCACUUUAGCCAGUACAAGAGUGCCCAGACCUUGUACGACGCUGUAGUUGCGCGCUACUCCUCCCCUGCCACUGCUGCACUGAGCCGCCUCAUGCUCCCCUUCCUCUUCCCUGACCUUGCCGCCUUUCCCACUGUCGCUGACCUCAUUACGCACCUCCGCACUAGUGACACUUGCUACCGCGCUGCGCUUCCUGCUGACUUCUGUGCCAAGAACCCCCCCCCCAUGUACAUCAAUCUCUACUUUUUAGUCACUCGCCUCCCUGACUCCCUUCGUGUAGUCCGGGACCACUUCCUCGCGGGGUGUUCUCCUUCCCCUCUCCUGCCCUUUGUCGCCUCUGCCGCUGCGGCCGACCUCGUUGGUCUUGAGUCGGUCGGUGCGGCGUCUGCCCCUACCGAGAGACGCCGCUCUGGCAAGGGCAAGGGGGGCAAGGGAGCGGGUGGGGCCAGCGGGGGCGGUGGAGGUGGCGGUGGAGGCGGCGGAGGGAGUGGGGGUGGCGGUGGAGGUGGUGGCGGGGGUGAGGGUGCUAGUGGCGGCAGUGGGGGCGGGGGUGGCGGCGGCGGUGGCGGUGGGAGCGGAGGUGGCGGCGGUGGAGGCGGAGGCGGGGGUGGCGGUGGUGGUGGCGGUGGUGGAGGUGGUCGGAGUGGCGCUUCGCAGCGGAGCAGCACUGGGGGUGGUCAGCGCCAGCAGCAGCAGCAGCAGCGUUCUUGCGACCUCCCGACGCCUCAGCAGCUCCGUGAGUGGUACACCCAGCGUCAGCGUGGUGGGGGUUUUGGUCCCUGCACCUACGUCCUUCGUACUGGCGACCGUGCUGGAGAGCAGUGUGGGGGUACCCACACCGCCCAGCGCUGCUUUGGUCGCGUGACGGACGCUUGGCGUCAGCAGUUCCCGGAGGCCGCGGAGAUCCCCCGUUGGGGAGAGCUGUCUAGGGCUGGUGUAGCUAUCUUUGAUCUUGACUUUGAUGCUAUCCUUGCUGCCAUGUAUGCUGUGACCAUUAGUGAUGAGGGUGACUGUUACCGGUGUUUCCCGCCCGACCCGGGCAUUGGUACUGCUGCUCUAGGUGUCAGUGAGGCUUCUGCUCUAGGUGCCAGUGCGUCUGUGCUCUCAGGUACUGGUGAGGCUGCUCUCUCAGAUACCAGUGAGUCUGCGCCCUCAGGUACUGCGCCGGCUUCGGCCUCCCACACCUUCACUCUUGACUCUGGAGCGUCUCGCUCCUUCUUUCGAGACCGCACCACACUCACGCCGCUUAGUCGGCCGGUUGCGGUGUCCCUGGCUGACCCCUCUGGGGGUCCUGUCCUGUCUCGCUUCUCCACCGUCCUCCCGUGUCCGGCGGCUCCCUCUGGCACCAUGUCUGGUCUCUACCUCCCCUCAUUCUCUACGAACUUGGUGUUUGAUGCAGCGUCCAGGUCUGGUCCUGAGUCUGCCCCCUGUUCGUGUCGUCGCCUGUCUCACGAGACUCUCCUCUGGCACCACCGCCUGGGUCACCCCUCUCUUCUUUGGGUCAGAGGCAUGGCCUCCCGUCUUCUUGUGUCUGGUCUCCCCCGGUCCCUCCCUCCCCUUCCUCAGGGCCCUGGCCCUGCUUGUGUCCCCUGUGUCGAGGGGCGCCAGCGUGCUGCCCCUCACUCCUCCCAGUUUCCUCCGACAGAGGCUCCGUUGCAGACGCUUCACAUGGACGUGUGGGGCCCUGCCCGCGUCCGUGGACUCGGUCACGAGCGCUACUUCCUGUUGGUGGUUGACGACUACUCGCGUUACACCACAGUCUUCCCCUUGCGCAGCAAGGGUGAUGUCACUGAGGUACUGAUCGACUGGAUCCGCCCAGCUCGUCUCCAGCUCAGGCAGAGCUUUGGCUCGGACUUUCCUGUGUUGCGUCUGCACUCGGACAGAGGCGGAGAGUUCUCCUCUGGCCUUCUGCGUGCCUACUGUCGUGCGCGAGGCAUCCGUCAGACCUUCACGCUUCCGGACUCACCGCAGCAAAAUGGGAUUGCAGAGCGCCGCAUUGGCAUGGUCAUGGACGUCGCUCGUACGUCAAUGAUGCAUGCGGCUGCCCCCCAUUUUCUGUGGCCGUUUGCAGUCAGGUAUGCGGCGCAUCAGAUCAACCUCCACCCCAGGGUCUCCAGGCCGGAGACCUCCCCAGCUCUGCUGUGGACGGGGAAGGUUGGCGAUGCGUCGGCGUUCCAGGUCUGGGGAUCUCGGGCGUUUGUCCGCGACUUGUGUGCGGACAAGCUGUCCCCUCGCGCUGCUCCCUGCGUCUUCCUAGGGUUCCCCCCUGACGCCCCUGGGUGGCAGUUCUACCACCCCACCUCUCGCCGUGUUCUGUCCUCCCAGGACGUCACGUUCGACAAGUCAGUACCCUACUACCACCUCUUCCCCUACCGCACUCCGUCCCUCCCCCCACCCCCGCUCUUCUAG